Messenger RNA from Dermochelys coriacea (leatherback sea turtle), 5268 nucleotides. RefSeq names its product reticulophagy regulator family member 2 (gene RETREG2). Lineage: Eukaryota; Metazoa; Chordata; Testudines; Dermochelyidae. The transcript has 9 exons. The record is from RefSeq and is a predicted model, not a curated record. Bases 178 to 1827 code for a protein of 549 amino acids.
AGCCGGCGCGUGCGCAAUCCAGGCGGCCUGGGUCACGUGCGGAGGGAGCAGUUCCCCCCCGCCUCCGGCCCCUGUCACGUGGUCGCCUCCGCGCCCCAGCCGGCUUCAGCGCGCUGCUCCUUCCGGCUGCGGCUGACAGGCGCCCCUCCCCCGCGGCUGGGCGCGAGCCGAGGAGCCAUGGCGAGCGGCGGCGGCCGGGCGGAGGAGGCGGCCGGGCCCGAGGCGGACGCGGAGGCCAUGGAGCGGCUGGCGGCGGCGCUGAGGCAGCGGCUGCGGGGCUGGGAGGCGGCGCUGGCGGCGGCGCAGCGGCUCCUGGUCUGGGAGAGGCCGCUGCACAGCCUGGUGACGGCCGGCGGGCUCGGGGGGGCCCUGUGGUUGUUUUCCUCCACUUCUCUGCGACCUCUCUUUCUCCUCAGCAUCUCUCUGCUUGGAAUUCUCUUGCUGGAGAGGUGGAAGCCCAGGUUCCUGUUUGACUUCUCUGCACAACCCUCGGAAGAGCCAGGAGGGGACAGUGAGAGUGUGCCAGCUGGAGCACAGCCUCACCUUCUCAGUGUCCCCGAGCUGUGCUCUUGCCUGGCUGAGAGCUGGGUCACCUUCAGGUUGUACCUGCAAGAGCUGCUACAGUACAAGAGGCAAAACCCUGCCAAGUUCUGUAUGAGGGUCUGUUCGGGGUGCCUGAUCCUGGCUAUGGUUGGACACUAUGUUCCAGGCAUAAUGAUCUCCUCCAUCAUCUUGCUCAGUAUUCUUCUCUGGCCAUUGGUGGUUUACCAUGAGCUGAUCCAGAGGAUGUACACUCGGCUGGAACCUGUCCUGAUGAAACUGGACUACAGUAUGAAAGCAGAGACGCUGCACCUGAAGCACGAGAAGAGAAAGCGCCAAGGAAAGAGUGAACCCAUGGCAGGUGAUGAGCCAAUGGCGGAGACCGAGAGUGAGAGUGAGGCAGAGCUGUCUGGCUACUCCCCAGUGGUGGAUGUAAAGAAGACAGCACUAGCGCUGGCGAUUACAGACUCCGAGCUCUCUGAUGAGGAGGCUUCCAUCUUGGAGAGCGGGGGCUUCUCUGUUUCCAGGGCCACCACCCCACAGCUGACUGAUGUGUCUGAAGACCUGGAUCAACAGAGCCUGCACAGUGAGCCGGAGGAGUCCUUCGCCAAGGACCUGGCAGAGUUCCCCUCCGUGGAAGAGUAUCAUUCCAGAGACCUGGGGCCACAAAGCGAUGACGAUGCCUUCGGGGUGCCGCUGGGCCCUGAGCUUGCCCAUGCUGCCCACGAGCUGGACUCUGCAGAAAAGGAAGCUGUGGACUCUGACCUCUCCGUUCUCCAUCUAGCUUCUCCUCUCCAUUUUGUAAAUACGCACUUCAAUGGGAACGGGCAAGCGGUGCCAAGCAGCCCAGAGCCGCAGACUGCUUCUGCCCCCAGCCUGGGCAUCUGCAUCGAUGUGCUAAGUGAGGAGAUCGUCGCCACUGCGAUCACUACGGUGGUGCAGAACACCCUCUCGGCCCUGCUGCACUCCUCUGAAGCUAGUGAGGGGCCUUCCCUCUCCGAGUUCCUCCCCACUGAGCCCGAAGAGAAACUGAACUUCCAGGCACAGCUGUCAGAGACCGAGGUGGUGGGGAUGGAGACUGCAGCUCCCCUGGAGGAGGAGGGAGAAGUGGAUGACUUUGAGCUACUGGAUCAGAGGGAGCUGGAGCAAAUGGAUGUAGAGAUGGGGCUUGGAGGAGAGAAGGAAGUGCAGGAAUUGCCCAUCGCUCCGGUUCCAGCUUCCUCCUCGCCUGCAGUUUCCGAGCUGCCAAAGCGAGAGGAUCCAGAGGAGGCAGCAUCUUUGUCUUAGGUCGUCUCUGUCGCCCCCUCUUUCCUCGUCGUCCCUGGAAGGAAGGAUGGAUGGACAGACGGACUCUUGCAGCAAUGUCCAGUCCGUUUUAGAUAUUCAUGUUGACCAGGAUGGCAAAAAGUCUGUGUUAAUGUGCUGUGUCUGGAAUAACCCAUCCUUUCCAUCCUUCCCAUCCUCAGUCUGAGUGAGGGGAGGAGCCAGGCUGCAAUUGUAACACCAACCCCAGCAAAAGCUUCCUAGUGAUGGUGCAGUAUUUUGGUCGGUCUUCUGUUUGUCUUUUGUUUUGCACGCAGAGUACUGAGCUAGAUGUAGCUGCUGCUAUACCCACAUCCCUGGUAGGACAGAUGCAAUCUUAUUUUAUUGGGUUUUUAAAUGGCUAAAAGUGUAAAUAAUUUUAAGUGUCUUUGGUUCAGCUGGGUGGGGGAAGGGGAAGGAAAUACAACUCAGAUCUCUGGGGGUGAGGGGGGCGGCAGUGAGAGGGGGAAGAGCAGCGGCAGGCUGCUUCCUACCAGCAAGGAAAAGAUGGGUGGAUGUAGGAAGGGACCUGCGAGGCUGAUACCAGAUUUUAGUAUCGUCUCCAUCAAACGGAGCGUCAGGCAUUUCCCUGUGUGUCUGGCCUGAAUUAUGCUACCUGCCUGCGUUGGAGACCACUGCUGUGAAUGGAGCAGCUUCUAGGUCUGGAUCAGUUGCUCCUUGCCCCUAUUCUGGUGCGCCCUGGUUCUCUCCUAUCUUUAACUCUGCGGCACACAGAUGGCUCCUCAAACCAUCGUGCUCUAAAUAAGCAUGACCAAGCCAGACCCCUGAGUGCUGCUUCCUCUUGUCUAGUGUCUCGCUGUGGCAGCUGGCUGGCUUUCCAGUGGCUUGGAAGGAGUUUAUAAACUUGUCUUGUGCAGCAGAGAAGACUCUGAUUGUUUUAUGUGUGAGGCUGUUUCGUGGCUCUAGUCUGAGCGGCUGCGCAGACGGUAAUUGUAUGAGGGGGACUCCACAAUCUUUAAUUUUUUAAAUAACUAAAAGCGGUUUUUAGGCAGUGUUCUGUAAUCUCUUACUGCACUUUGUCCCAAGUGCCCCCUCCCACGCCGGGCCAGUACAACGCCACUCUACCACCUGUCCUUGGCUCUUCCCUGCUGUGAGCACCUGGCAUCUCUGUUCCAGUCACUGCUGCCCAGUGAGCCUGCUCCUGCUCUGGCAGGGCUGCCCUAGCUGGGCCUGGGAGCUUUCAGGGCAGUGCGAGGGACUGAAGAGCCGCCUCUGAUCCUGUCCCCUCAAGCAGGCCUGUUGGAAGCACCUCCCAUUCUAGCCCAGUUGGAUACCCAGAGUGUACCGUGGACUAGGUUCUGGUCUCGCGUCCAUCAGGAGGCUCUGCUUGCUGUAUCGCAGCCACAGGCCAUCCUAGCUCUAGGUCCUGCCUGAAAUGGCUCUGUUGUGCUGUCAUGUUCCUGGAGCAGGGAAUGGCGUCCCUGGCCGUAGCUCUGGCAUGGGAACAAGAGGCUCUACUGACUCUAAGGGGGGAGCUGUAAACUGACUUGGCAGCUUCUGUGCACAGGCCCUGGGCUGGAGGCAGCGGAAAUGUCUCGGCCAGCGUGUGAAGGCUCAGCACGUACCCGUGGCAGUGUCUAGGCCUGUUCGGGCUAGCUUUGUCUCCACAUAGACAGCAGAGCACUGCAGGGAAACGUGGAAAAGGCCUCUGUGUAAUGGUGGGCUGUGGGAUUUCGGGUUCUGCCUUGGGCAUAUAGGCCAACAUGCCCAAGAGCAAGGCUGCCUGGAGCCCCCCUGCCUGUCUUCGCACCUAUUACAUACAAUCCCUCUGACUUCCGUAUUGUCUUCAUGUACCCCGGGGUCUGGCUGAGACUGCCCGAGCAGGGAACUGAGUUACUGCUGGGGGGUCUCUGUGUCCUCAUUGCACGUAGACUCUGCAGCGCGAGGGGUCUUUGGCUAGCGGAAGUGGAGGUGUGGGACUCUUACGUAGGUACAGGGCUGUUGCAGCCUCUAUCAAUUCUUACUUAGGGUGCUGCAGUCAAGUGAGAGGCUGCACGGCCGUGGCCACCAGUCCCUGGAGUAUGGGCCCAGGGUGGGAGUCUGUCUAGCCUGAGUGCAGAGGCAGGAUGCCUUGCCGUGCUCCCCUGCCAGCACGCUCUGUCCCAGAGCUGAGACCAUGUCAGCUCAUCGCACACCCAGGCGCAGCCCCUUGACAGGAUUUAUCUCAUAACUGACAGCAGAGCUUUUAAAUCUGCAGCGACUUGUGCUCCAGAAAACUCUCCUGAGAUCAGAGGGCUGAGAGAACCUGGGGAUGGGAGCAGAGGCCCAAUGACGUCCUUGCUACACCCCUUGGGCAGAGCAUUUUGGAGCGUUCUGUGGCCCCACGACGGCAGCUGAAGCUGGGCUUUGGCUGUCCCUCUGUAUUGUGUGUGGACUACUCUCCCCCUUUCCCUGUUUGUGCGGGACAGGGCAGACUCCAGAGGAGUUGGUAGCUCUGUCACUGUUUGCCUAGAUGGACACUUCUGCACUCUGUGUGAUUUCCCUGCUCACUGGAACAUUCCAUGGGAGUGGUGGCUUAUGGGCCUAUGAAUUCUUUAAUGGCAGCCCCUCCUGGCCUCUUUCGAGCUAGGACGAUCUGCUUUCAGAUCCCAGGUUUGGGAAGCAUUAGAUUAUUUAUUGAGUAGAUAAUAUAGAGGCACUUCCCAAAAACCUCCUCCUAGCCCAACAGAUGCCAAACUGGCCCAAAUGGAGCCUGUUCUCUCCCCCUUUACCAGAGCAGUGUAGCCCCUCGCAAGCAGUGCUCUUCCUCGGAGGACACCAUGUCUCAUGAGGGUGGCUGCAGCCUGCUUUGGAGUAAAUUAGAUAAGCUCCUGGUAGGCUUCCAAAGCAACACGUGAGCCCCCUCGUCCUGCCUCGCACUGGGAAUCCUGGCCGCAGCACAGCAUCCUGUGGUCUACCAGGCCGUGUGCGUGGCCCACGUGGCAGCCGCCCACGUUCAAAUGGUGCUAACAUGGUUCCAAAAAGCCCCUGCCAACGUAUCCAGGGAACAGGCUGCCGUGUGUCGCUAACCCAGGCAUUGUUGCAUAGUAGGUGCACAAAUGGGUCACAACAAUUUGGACCCCAAAUUUUCUUUCAGGAUGUGGGGAGGGGAAGGUGUCUUGUAUGCUUGUGCUCAUAUGCCCACCUGUUCCCUGAGAACUAUGUCCACAAGAGGAUUUAAGGCACUAGAGCUGGUAGCAAUGGGUGGUUUUUCAUUGCUGGUAGGUCUGCAGGAGACCUGAUGAUAAAAAUGUGUUACUCUUCCUAAUAACAUCCAGGAAAAGGGGUGGGGGGGGGAAGGGGUCCUUGUAAUCUGUGUUCAUUCUAUGGCUAUAUUUAAAAGCAAAAUGUAGAGUUUGUAAUAAAAAAAUAAAAACAAAAAACGUUAGAGGAGAAAGUUCUGGGCAAUAAAGUUUGUUGGCUGAA